AUGGGGACAUCACUACGAACGGACUGCGAGAUACCGACGCGCGACCGCCGCACACCACGCGAGAUUAAACGUCACGAACCGUCAGAUAUUUCCACCAGGAAGGAGGGAGUUCUAACGAUUGCGUUAAGUUCCAACUCUAUUAUUAUCGGUGAAGAGUUCAAACUGGCGUACACGAGUAGCAGCGAUAACAUGAAUCAUACACAAAAGGGAAACCAACUGAUUUCAAGAGCUCUCGUAUUACCUGACAUAAACCGCCGCACAGCGUACGUGCCUCCGCAGCCACACCUUUACUUAGAGUGGCGGGAAAUGUCGCCAACGAUGGAGCAAUUGAAAGAGAUUGCCGCAAAAAUGGCUCCUUGUAAUCCGCCUAGCGACGACCCUGUGCUAUAUUGGGGGGAGGAAUAUUAUUUUCACGUGAAGAUGUUU
This is a messenger RNA of Iphiclides podalirius (scarce swallowtail), 426 nucleotides long. The record is from the annotation of a GenBank genome assembly. Lineage: Eukaryota; Metazoa; Arthropoda; Insecta; Lepidoptera; Papilionidae.